Messenger RNA from Nannospalax galili (Upper Galilee mountains blind mole rat), 4122 nucleotides. RefSeq names its product BRCA1 associated protein (gene Brap). Bases 191 to 1966 code for a protein of 591 amino acids. The transcript has 12 exons. Gene Ontology annotation, biological process: Ras protein signal transduction; protein ubiquitination. Lineage: Eukaryota; Metazoa; Chordata; Mammalia; Rodentia; Spalacidae. Gene Ontology annotation, molecular function: ubiquitin protein ligase activity; nucleic acid binding; zinc ion binding. Gene Ontology annotation, cellular component: cytoplasm. The record is from RefSeq and is a predicted model, not a curated record.
GACGGUGACCGGGAGCCGGAAGUGGAGGCUGUUGUGGCUCGGCCGGGCGCGCUAGGGCUGUCGCUGCUGAGGCGGCGUCCGCGGCACUGAGGCAGUGGCGGCGCUGCAGACCCAGGGCUGCUCGGCCUCUGGGCUCAUCCCGCAGCCUCCACUGAGCCCGCCGGGGCCCGCGCCGGCCAGUGCCUGCCCUAUGAGUGUGUCACUGGUUGUCAUCCGACUGGAGCUCGCGGAACAUUCGCCCGUCCCCGCCGACUUCGGCUUCAGCGCGGCUGCCAGGGAGAUGUCUGAUGAGGAGAUCAAAAAGAAGACUCUCGCUUCAGCUGUGGCCUGUUUAGAAGGGAAGUCACCAGGGGAGAAAGCAGCACUCAUCCACCAACACCUUGGCCGUCGGGAAAUGACAGAUGUGAUCAUUGAGACCAUGAAGGCCGGCCCAGAUGAGCUGAAAGAUACACUGAGAGAAAAGAAGUCUUCAGCAGCCUCCCUCACUGCACAGAGAAGUAGAGAUCAAAAUGACUGUGUAAACACAGCUCCAGAUUCUCCAUCCAAACAGCUUCCAGACCAGAUUUCAUUCUUCAGUGGAAAUCCUUCAGUUGAAAUAGUUCAUGGUAUUAUGCACCUGUACAAGACAAAUAAAAUGACCUCCUUAAAAGAAGAUGUGAGGCGCAGUGCCAUGCUGUGUAUUCUCACCGUCCCUGCUACAAUGACCAGUCAUGACCUUAUGAAGUUUGUAGCCCCAUUUAACGAAGUAAUUGAACAAAUGAAAAUCAUCAGAGACUCUACUCCGAAUCAGUAUAUGGUGCUGAUCAAGUUUAGUGCACAGGCGGACGCAGACAGUUUUUACAUGGCAUGUAACGGCCGCCAGUUCAACUCAAUUGAAGAUGAUGUUUGCCAGCUGGUCUAUGUGGAAAGGGCUGAAGUGCUGAAAUCUGAAGAUGGUGCCAGCCUCCCUGUAAUGGACCUGACAGAGCUCCCCAAGUGUACUGUGUGUCUUGAGCGCAUGGAUGAGUCUGUAAAUGGCAUCCUCACCACCUUAUGCAACCAUAGCUUCCACAGCCAAUGUCUGCAGCGCUGGGAUGAUACCACGUGUCCUGUUUGCCGAUACUGUCAAACACCAGAGCCAGUAGAAGAAAACAAGUGUUUUGAAUGUGGUGUUCAGGAAAACCUCUGGAUUUGUUUAAUAUGUGGUCAUAUAGGAUGUGGUCGAUAUGUAAGCCGACAUGCCUACAAACAUUUUGAGGAGACCCAGCACACAUACGCCAUGCAGCUCACUAACCAUCGAGUGUGGGACUAUGCUGGAGAUAAUUAUGUCCAUCGACUGGUUGCAAGUAAGACAGAUGGAAAGAUUGUGCAGUAUGAGUGUGAGGGUGACACCUGCCAGGAAGAGAAAAUAGAUGCCUUACAGUUAGAGUAUUCAUAUUUACUAACAAGCCAGCUGGAAUCUCAGCGAAUCUACUGGGAAAACAAGAUAGUUCGGAUAGAGAAGGACACAGCGGAAGAAAUUAACAACAUGAAGACCAAAUUUAAAGAAACAAUCGAGAAGUGUGAUAGUCUAGAGCACAGGCUAAAUGAUCUCCUGAAAGAAAAGCAGUCUGUGGAAAGGAAGUGUACUCAACUGAAUACCAAAGUGGCCAAACUCACCACUGAGCUCCAGGAGGAGCAGGAAAUGAACAAGUGUUUGCGAGCCAACCAGGUCCUCCUGCAGAGCAAGCUGAAGGAGGAGGAGAGGUUGUUGAAGGAGACCUGUGACCAAAAGGACCUGCAGAUCACUGAGAUUCAGGAACAGCUGCGCGAUGUCAUGUUCUACCUGGAGACACAGCAGCAGAUCAGCCACCUGCCUGCUGAGACCCGGCAGGAAAUCCAGGAGGGACAGAUUAACAUCGCUAUGGCCUCGGCCUCCAGUCCCUCCUCCUCAGGUGGCAGUGGGAAGCUGCCAUCCAGGAAGGGCCGAAGCAAGAGGGGCAAGUGACCUUCAGAGACACCUGUCUCCAAGACUUCCCCACCACCUCAGGGUGUGCUGGGACUUUUGCUGAGUGGGAGGGUGGGCCUAAUAAGUACGCCUGAAGAUGAACCACAGUCCUGUGGCUCUUUCAUUUGUUGUGUGUGGUGUGAUGAGCACAGGACGCCAACAGAGAGUGGUGGAAGGAGGGCGGUAUUGCCGGCCAUUCUGCCUUCCUGCUUGGUAGCUCCUGUGGUACACGUUUCCGUUCUAUUUAUUCAGUUGGAGUAUUUGAGGUUGAGUUCUGACGUAGGUUUAUGACAAGUUUUUGUGACCUCAAAGGCAACGUUACCUGGCACUAAAGCACAGAACCUCCCAUAGGCCCCAGCAGCUGCUUUCAAGAGAGGCUCCUGUUGGCUGCUGAGGAGCUAGGAAAAUUCCCUAGCAUUAGUCUCACAUCUAGUUGCCAUCCCUCCCUUUCCCUGGGGAGUUGAAGAAUUGUUUGAAUGUUGUUACAUGAAGAGAGGUUGGGUUGUAAACCAGGCACUGGCUUGUCCCCAGCAGCCAUCUCAUCUUGCUUUAGGGCUAGCCAGGAAAAACAAACAAUCUAGGACAGAUUGAUAGAGCCAAUAUAGGAAAAAUGGUGGUAGUCCACUUUGUUUAUUUUUGGUGACUCCGUACAAAAUUGUGCCUGUCAAAUACAAAGAGCCUUAUAUGGCACUCCUCAACUCAGAUAUAUGAGAGUGUUUCCUACGGCUAGCAAAAAUCAAGGGGCUACCGUCCAUGGGCAAACAGAGAACGAGUCCUCUGACAAACUAAUUGUGUGUUUUGUGGGGAUUGGUAUUUGCUGAGUGUUUACAGAAGGUUGGGCCUCAUGUUCAGGUUACAGCUAGAGGGAGCCUGGGCAGAUUUUCAAUUAUGCUUUCAAGAUAUAACCAAAGGCUGCUUCUCAAUCCAGAAACUGGCAUUUCAACAGAGCCCCUUUCAAACAGCCAUAUAAUGCUCAUUGUGGGCCAACAGAGGGGCUGUGUGCAUUUCUCUAGAGCCAGAAACAUCAAAUAAUUUGUGACAUGCAGUAACUGAGCAAAACUGAAGUGAGACUCAUGUUGGAAUUUAGCUUCUAGAAGAGGUAGCUGGGCAGGUUAGCACAGCACACUGUUCCUUGGCAGGCUUUCUUUUCUGCUUUAUCAUCAGCCAAAGUUUUGAAAUGAUCCAGGAUUGCUUUUUCCGACUAUGACUGGACCUCAUCCUUUGACCCAAAUGUCUUACAUGUUGUUACCACAUCACCUGUGUUGCUAAUAACCAUUCAAUUCUGUGCAGUGUGCCGUAUCAUUUCUUGAAAAGGUUACCUAUAACUUUGCAGAAUGAAUGUCCUCAGAUGUUCGGGUUUUUUUGUUGUUGUUUGUUUGUUUGUUUGUUUUUUGUCUUUUUGAGACAGGGUCUCCCUGUAGCCCCAGCUGUCCUGGAACUCACUAUGUAGACCAGGCUGGCCUCGAACUCACAAAGAUCCGCCUGCCUCUGCCUCCCGAGUGCUGGGAUUAAAGUCGUGUGCCACCACGCCUGGCCCUAACAGUCUUGAUUUUUACUUAGAGCAGACCAACACUCCUCCGAGACCUGGAAUGCAUGGGCACUCUGAACCAAGAGCAGGGGUAGAAAGUAGAGCCUGAUUCUCUUUCUUAUAGAGAUUCUAUUUUAUUUAAAAAUAUAUUUUUACACUAGUUAGAAUCCUGCUGUGUUAGCCAAGUACUUGUCUUGCAUGUUGGGCCUUGUAGGAGCUGGGGUGGAUGGUAGCAUACUAAUUAAGAGAAUCAGAAGUAGUUUACAAAGCUCGUUUACUCCUCGUUUCAUUGUGGUCUCCUCCAUCAAGCAGCCCUGCCACCAACUGGGAGAACACCACUUUUCAGCACAGGUGGGAGAAAAACGCUCACAAAGGCUGUGGCCAGAGGAUUGAGCAAAUGGGCAAAGGUUUCCAAGAUACUUGAAGGUCUAAAAAAAUGUUCCAGGAAAACAAAAAUCAAGAUGUGUAAAAUAAAAUGUUAUUUUAAGGGUCAAAGAGUUAUGCUGAAUUUGACAUUACACAAGAUUGAAGUUGUUAGAGUAUCCUUCAGAAUGGAAUUAAACCACUUCAAUUGCCCAUGCUACCUUGACCAAUGGAAUUGUAUUAAAAUAACGAGACUUUUAAAUCA